This is a messenger RNA of Dimorphilus gyrociliatus, 959 nucleotides long. The record is from the annotation of a GenBank genome assembly. NCBI's taxonomy places the organism in Eukaryota, Metazoa, Annelida, Polychaeta, Dinophilidae.
ACAUUUGAGUUUACGAUUUCCGCUUCCUGAGUAAACAUGGACGAAUAUGUCUAUUAAAAUAUCAAAUCUUAAUUUUGUAUCUUUUUUUAAUGACGAUGGUCCUUCUUAAUAUGACAGAAUUAACGACUGAUACUUCAGAAGCUACUAAAUGCCAAUAUAACUGUAAUUAUUACGAAGAAAAGAAAAUAAAAGCAAUCUUGUCAGCACAAGCAGACCUAAUUUUUGCUCAGCAAAAAGAAUUACAGUCAAAAAACGAGCAAAUUCAAUGCUUAGCUAACGAAAAUCAGCAGUUGAAGAAUAAAUUGCUUAAUUUUGAAAACAAAAUUUGUGGGAAACACCAAGAAAUAAGUAAGGAAAAGAGCGAUUUUGAUGAAAACCUAAUAAAUUUUAAAUUCCCAUUCGAAACUACUGAGAGCGCUUCAUCAGAAUCGUCUAACAAUUUCUACAACGAUGUUAUGGGUUACUUAAAAAGGUGUGAAAGCAACUAUCCAUCAGCAGAAACUUUUACGGAUGCUGACAUUUUGCGAACGGAAGCCAGAAUUGAAAGCGUAACAAAUUUAACAGCUGGAAAAUUGUUUAAUGAAGUUAAGCUCAGUGGAGAAAUUAAAGUUCCUAGAUGGAGAAUAAAUGGUUUAUCUAAUUGUUAUACAAUGGAAGGAAUCGAGGAUAUAACCGAUGACUCCUUUAUUAAACGUCAUUUGAAUCUUGAGAUUGAGGAAAAGAGAAGAAAGAGGUGGGACUCUCAAAGAGUAAGGGAAAGAAGACAGGUAGAGCACUUGAAGCAAGUAAUGAGUUCUAGCAAUCUCAAUCAAAAAAAAAAGACAAAGUUAAAAUCUUUUUUGACUGAAGGUUCAAACGUAAAGUAUGUUGAAAUCUGUGAGACAGUACCAGUUACUGCUUUUGGGGAAUCCAUCCCUAAAUUUGAAACAAAAGAUUUUAAUCUACCAAAAGACUUUUGA